Rhinocladiella mackenziei CBS 650.93 is the source of this 270-nucleotide messenger RNA. RefSeq lists its product as uncharacterized. Bases 1 to 270 code for a protein of 89 amino acids. The record is from RefSeq and is a predicted model, not a curated record. NCBI's taxonomy places the organism in Eukaryota, Fungi, Ascomycota, Eurotiomycetes, Chaetothyriales, Herpotrichiellaceae. The transcript is spliced from 2 exons.
AUGGUCACCCCUACAGCUGCCCGUAUGAUGCAAGCUACCAGAGCUCGCAUGUUCCGGCCAUCUCCAGCUCAACUGCGAGGAUUCGUCUAUCGCGAAAACCGAGUUCCCUACUACCAACGCCUCUUCCAGAACCACGACGGAAAACGGCAAUGGUGGAAGGUCAGUGAAGCUUUUCCUUUCCUCAAAGUGCUGUUUGUCUACAAUUCAUACAAUCUGCAAGUAUACCAAAACACGGCUGUGGCGCAAGAGGUGGAUUUCUCAUUCAUCUAG